Messenger RNA from Poecile atricapillus (Black-capped chickadee), 4267 nucleotides. Its product is annotated as 5-hydroxytryptamine receptor 5A-like. Gene Ontology annotation, biological process: G protein-coupled receptor signaling pathway, coupled to cyclic nucleotide second messenger; chemical synaptic transmission. Lineage: Eukaryota; Metazoa; Chordata; Aves; Passeriformes; Paridae. The transcript has 2 exons. The coding region runs from base 217 to 1323 and encodes 368 amino acids. Gene Ontology annotation, cellular component: dendrite; plasma membrane. The record is from RefSeq and is a predicted model, not a curated record. Gene Ontology annotation, molecular function: neurotransmitter receptor activity; G protein-coupled serotonin receptor activity.
UCCAGGCUGCCUCCCUUCUGCAGCCGCCCGGGAUGGGCGUGCGGAGCGGCGGGCGGGAGCCGCGGGCAGCGCUGGGGCGGCGGCACAUGGCGGGCGGCGGCUGAGCGGAGGCGCGUCCCGGUGCGGGGCUCUCGCUCUCCGGCAGCGGGGCUGGGGCAGUGCCGGCGGCCUAGGAAGGGGCAGCAGUGAGGGGUCCUGUGAACCCUGGUCCCGGGCAUGGCGGAGAGCCUGAGCCCCUGUUCUCCACGGGGCCAGUGCCAGCCCAGCAUGGGCGCCAACACCUCGUCCGCCAACGUGGACGCCAACGCCUCCUCCUCGGUGGUGGGCGGCAGUGCGUGGAGGGGCCGGGAAUCCUUCUCCGUCUUCACCGUCCUCAUCCUGACCCUGCUGGUUCUCCUGACCGUGGCCACCUUCCUCUGGAACCUGCUGGUGCUGGCGACCAUCCUGCGAGUGAAGGCCUUCCACCGGGUGCCCCACAACCUGGUGGCCUCCACGGCGGUGUCGGACGUGCUGGUGGCGGCCCUGGUGAUGCCGCUGAGCCUGGUGAAGGAGCUGUCGGCCGGGCGGCGGUGGCGGCUGGGCCGGGAGCUGUGCCUCGUGUGGGUGUGCUUCGACGUGCUGUGCUGCACGGCCAGCAUCUGGAACGUGACUGCCAUCGCCCUGGACCGCUACUGGUCCGUCACCCGGCAGCUGCAGUACACGCUGCUCGCCCGCCGCCGCAUCUCCAAUGUCAUGAUCGCUCUCACCUGGCUGCUCUCCGCCGCCAUCUCCCUCGCCCCGCUCCUGGGCUGGGGCGAGACCUACAGCCCCGAGCAGGAGCGCUGCCAGCUCAGCCAGGACCCGUCCUACACCAUCGUCUCCACGGGCGGGGCGUUCUACCUGCCCCUCUGCGUGGUGCUCUUCGUCUACUGGAAGAUCUACAAGGCGUCCAAGUUCCACAUGGGGGGCCGCAGGAGGAACGCCGUGGCGCCCCUGCCCGAGGCUGCCCAGGUGAAGGAAGCUUCUCAGGAACCACAGAUGGUGUUUACAGCGCGUCGUGCAGCUAUCACUUUCCAGACAGAUGGAGAAACAUGGAGAGAACAGAAAGAGAAAAAGGCAGCUCUGAUGGUUGGCAUCUUAAUUGGAGUUUUUGUACUGUGCUGGAUCCCUUUCUUCAUCACAGAAUUAAUAAGUCCCCUCUGUUCCUGCAACAUCCCACCCGUCUGGAAAAGCAUCUUUCUUUGGCUUGGCUACUCAAAUUCUUUCUUUAAUCCUCUCAUUUAUACGGCAUUUAACAAAAAUUAUAACAAUGCCUUCAAGAACCUUUUUGUAAAGCAAAGAUAAAAGGAGACACAGAAGAGAAAAUUAUUGCAUUAUAGAGAGAUUUCUUGAGGGAAACAUUCCUGUGAUAUGUACAGUUUUUAUGCACAAGAGCUACUUGAGGGGAUUUAGGAGCAGUGAAAAAGAAGAUGGAAGAUGUCUGGAUAUAAACCUACUGAGAGUUUACAGUUCCCCCUUAGAAAUACAUAUGUGCUGUGCCAGGGUUUGGCAAAGAAGGUGGAGGCAGGGAAUUCCUCUCGUCUGCUCUUCAAAUCAUCACGGGAAGUGCUGUGUGUGUCCAGUGCUGCGGCUGUCACACCCAACACGGCUGAUCCUGCCCAGCCAGCCCCGGGGCCGUGCUGGAGCUCUCCUCGUUAGCAAAGGCACUGCUGGGAGCUGCUAAUUGAGCAAUACUGACAUGUUUGUGACAUGGGCAAGAUGCUGGCUUCAGUUUUGAGGUUUAUUUGGAAGGGAAUAAACAUGCUGCAGUCAAUCAGUCCUUGAGCUGAUGUGAUAUUAAAGUAGAUGACCAAGCAGCUGAGAAACACAUCCUGCCAGGAUUGAGGGGCUGUGUGCUCUGCAAGCAGCAGGACUUGGUGGGCAGGCCUGGUCAAACGGGGGUCAGCUGUGUCCCAAACACAAACAGGUCACAAACACUUAAGUUAAGUGAAACUUAAGAGGCAAGUACGGAAUUAUUCAGAGCCCCUGAGAUUGUGCUCUCACUGCUUGCAAAGGAGGAUCUAGUGAGGAUUUUUUACUUGUGUUGUCCUCUCACUCUGCCAGGCUCAGACUCUCCCUGUUUUAUGAAACCCAGGUGAGCUCAAGAUAGAAACCAACGCCUCCAAGUGAAUGAGGACUGUAUGUAUGGUUAUUUCAUGCUACCAUAAAACUGAGCAGGCAUCUGUGUUACAAACACCAGCCAGGAUGUUCAGUCACACCAGCUGUGCUGGCAGCAACACGUGGCUGCUUGGCAGUGCUAGGUGAGUGCCUGCACCGUGUCUGGGGCCCUUGCACCAUAAAUGUACUCAUCAACCUGGGUGAAGUCAACAAUUUGUCAGCUGGCAUCAACUUCCUCCUGGUGUAACAAAGGGGUGGAUGCCAUCAGGUCUGACUCCCUAAAACUCAAGCCUUAAAUAGUUUUCCCAAGAUCUGACAAACACCCCUGCCCCAACAAUAUAUACGUAAAUAAUCUAUUUCCUUGCAUACUGCCAAGUCCAUCUUGCUCCAUAUUUGUUUCUCUGGUGGGUUUUACUUCCUCCCCUGCUCUGAGUGGGAGGGCUGACAGCAUCUCUGAGUAUUUCUAGCAUGGCAGCUUUUUACUGACACAGAGUCCCUGGAGGCUUAAGAGAGCUUGGCUGCAUCUCAGGAGCACAGUGUAUGGUGAGGUCAGGCAGUGCUGUACCUCACACCUGCAGUGCUGUGACAGUCCAGUGUGACCUGCUGUGCCUGCAGCCACAGCCACCUGUGUGUCUUGCAUUCCUGCAGAGGAUACUUCUCUCAAUUUCAGUGGGAAUUCAGAAGUUUUAAUAACCUAGAAUUUCAAAAAGUUGUUAGAUAAUGACUCAGAAUAAAUGCCAAUUUAAAUAACUUUCCCUUGUGACUCUCAACUUGCCUGCAUAUGGAAUAGCUACCAUUCAAACCAGUGUUUGGAGGCUUAAUUAAACCAGAAGGAAGGCACAUAUGUAAGAGACUGAAUGUUACUAAAACCUGCAGCCUCCUUCAGAACCACUGACAUAUUUUUCAAGUCCAUUGAAUUUUUUUUAUGUAAGAGAGUCAGUCCUCUAAAACCUUCAAAAUCCAAACAGAUGACAUGGAAGGAGGAAAUGCAGAAGUCAUCUUGAGCUGGUGUUGAAAAGCAUACAAAUCUUCUGCAUGUGGCACUCCUGAAGUUUCUGGUAAUCAUGUUUUGGACAAAUUUUAGUGCCAGUACUCCCUCUCAGCCUGGUAAGCCAAGGCAUUACUAUCACACAAAUCCAAUGCCAGCCCUGGUGCCCUGGCCCAUCCCAGUCUGGCUGUAGGAGCUGCGGUGAUGUCUGGCAGCACCUGGCUGCAGUUCCAAAGCCCUUCCCUGAAGCAAAACAGGCUGUGAAGGACCUUCUCCCAUGGCUUGGCCUCUGGAACCUGGGAGAACACCACAGAGCUGCAAGGCCCCUGUGCAGUUCCUGCAGCUGCACACGUGCAGGGCAUUGCUGCAGACACUGACCUGCAGCAGAGUGCCUUCAGCAAGCGGGAGAGCUGCAGCAGGGCACUGACACAGCUCUCCUCCUCCUCAAGGAUGAAUUUAGCUCCCCUGGGAGGCAAGGCUGGGCCUCUGGGAUUUUGCUGUGAGAAGUUCUGAAGAUAAGCAGCCAGUGCUCUGCCCACCCAAGCAUCUGUGCCAGCAGUGAGUGUUCCAGUGACAGGCUCACACAGCCGGCCCCGGCCUCCGUACGCACCCAGAGCAACAAGAGGCAAGCAGAGCUUUCAUUUCAUUACAGUGGCUUUAGAAAGCUCUGAACAAAAUCAACUUCCCACACUGGCUCUAAAUGCAGACUACAUUCAGAAGAGCGGCAGCACAUAGUUGGAAUUUAAAAUUCUGGUUUUUAAUCACAGCUUACUGUGGAGCAAAGAAAAUAUGUUAUCAGUGGUUGUUGCCUAACCUGCUGGAUGCUCCCAUACCAAGCUAAAUUUAAAAAUAAAAAUCAGGUAUUCUGAAGUGACAUCAUUUGUCUUAGAUGUUAUUGUCAUUUAUUUCCCCAACAGAAGCUGCCAAUUUGGAGUACACAAUCAUCUCUGCUUGUAAGCAGUGGACUACUAGUUUUAAACUCUUAUUUCCUGACACUGAAUUUUCUCCUAGAAAAACUUACUGGAAAAAAACUUACUGGAGCCCAUUGCUCAGCAGAAGCAAUUCUCAGAUUGUUGCACACUGCAACAAGGCUCUGAUAGUCCUGAAGCAGCUGUGCUGUGGGAGCCCAGAAUGUGCAGAAAU